Scheffersomyces amazonensis is the source of this 888-nucleotide messenger RNA. Its product is annotated as acylglycerol lipase. Gene Ontology annotation, molecular function: monoacylglycerol lipase activity. Bases 1 to 888 code for a protein of 295 amino acids. The record is from RefSeq and is a predicted model, not a curated record. The transcript has a single exon. Gene Ontology annotation, cellular component: membrane. Lineage: Eukaryota; Fungi; Ascomycota; Pichiomycetes; Serinales; Debaryomycetaceae.
AUGGUUGAAGUUGAACUCCCAUACAAAAGUCGGAAUGAACCAAUUCCUGGUGAAAUUGAAUAUAAUCAAGCCAAAUUUAAAUUCUUUACCUGGAAAGUUCCUGAAGGUAUUACCCAAAAGGGUAAGAUAGUAUAUGUUCAUGGAUUCUUUGAACAAUCAGAUUUAUAUCAUAGAUUAUUCGAUGAUUUAAGUGAGCAAGGUUAUGAAGUAUUCUUCUUUUCUCAAAGAGGAGCUGAAGAAACUAGUCCUAAUAAAUUAGGAUUAACUAAUGAAUUUCAUGUUAUGGAUGAUUUAGAUUUUUUUAUUAAUUACAAUUUAGAUACUCCACAGGAUAAAAUAUUUCUUCUUGGACAUUCUAUGGGAGGUGGAAUUAUAUUAAAUUAUGUUAUUAAAGGAAAGUAUCGUAAAAAUAUUCGUGGAGUACUUACUUCUGGUCCAUUAGUUAAAUUACAUCCUAAAACUCAACCAAAUAUAAUUGUUAGAAGUUUAUCAAAUUAUAUUGUUUUAUUAGCACCUAAUUUAAGAAUUGAUUCUAAAUUGAAAUUUGAAUAUCUUACAACUAAUCCAGAUUGGACAGAAUAUAUUAGAAAAAAGACUACAAAACUUCUUGGAUCAGCCAGACAAUUUUAUGAUAUGUUUGAAAGAGGUGAAAAAUUAUUAGAUCCUAGUUAUAAUAAAGAUUUUCAAACUCCAGUAUUAGUUCUUCACGGUACUGAUGAUAAUAUUAAUGAUCCUAAAUAUUCAGAAAAGUUUAUUAAUUCAAUUGAAUUUAAAGAUAAAGAAUUUGUACCAGUUAAAGGUGCUAAACACUCAUUAUUUUUAGAGAGUGAACCAAUAUAUAGGGACAUAGUUUUGAAGAAAACCGUUGGAUUCUUAAAUAGUCACUAG